Panonychus citri (citrus red mite) is the source of this 1291-nucleotide messenger RNA. RefSeq lists its product as uncharacterized. Gene Ontology annotation, cellular component: intracellular membrane-bounded organelle; neuronal cell body; neuron projection. Bases 168 to 1121 code for a protein of 317 amino acids. NCBI's taxonomy places the organism in Eukaryota, Metazoa, Arthropoda, Arachnida, Trombidiformes, Tetranychidae. The record is from RefSeq and is a predicted model, not a curated record. Gene Ontology annotation, biological process: synaptic transmission, cholinergic; protein localization to cell surface. The transcript is spliced from 7 exons.
AAUUUAAAUGAAGAUUUUGAUUAAUUUUUGGUUAACAUUUGGAGGGAACCUUUUGAUUUUAUUGUAAAUCCUCCUUUUCUUUGUUAAUAUUGAUUAAUAUUUACAUUAAUUUGAGAUUAUUGUUUUGACUUUUGCGAUUGAUUGUCAAUCUAUUUUGAUUAAUCAAAAUGCCUCAAAUUGCUCAUCUCAGUGAUGGUAAAAGUGUCAUGAUUUUAGGAACUGUUGUUGGCUGUUUAAUUAUCUUAUGGCCAAAAAUUUUCUAUCCAAUGUUACAAAAUGGAUUCCAAACCAUAAAUCAAGGUGAUGUAAAACCUAAAAUUCAUCCCAGGAUGAUGACAAGUAAAUCACCACCCAAAGGCUUCAAUGGUCAGACAAAUUUCUACGGACCUCGUUCUCAUAUCCCUUCAGUCGAUGAAAAUAAUACCAUUGGAGGAGCAUCGGUUGGCUUAAUUAUGACCAUUUAUACAAUUGGAAUCAUUUUCCUCUUUUUCUAUACCAUUUUCAAAUUUAUGAGCUCGAAUGAUUCCUUCGAUCACCUGGAUAAAAAUGGUGCUCAUUUUGAUUCACGAUCUAAAGACACUAAGAAAGAUGAAAAUUCAUUCGAUAAAGUCGAUCAUAAACAAGGCGAAUGUCUAAAGAAAUUGGCAGUUAAUUAUGUCCGGUGUAAAUCCAAAAUUUCGGGUAUUGAUAAUGAUCCAAUGAUCGUUAAUGAUCGCGAUGAUGGUGUUUCCAUUGCAUAUCGAACUCUACUCGGUGAUAUGCUUGAAUUACGUGAUUAUCUCUCUGACCUCCAAUGCUCAAUUAAUGGAUGUCAACCUUGUGAUGAUGAAUUUUGUAAUUGUUCCGAUGAGGUAAUUUAUGAGUCCGAUGAUAUUUGUGAUUCACAAACAAAUGACUUGGGUUUCGACAUUGAUGGUACGAUUGAUCAGAUUCUGGAUUCUGAAGAUGUUUCGAUGAAAAAUGAAAUCGACAAACCAGAAGAGGAACAAAUAAUCAAUCAAUCAGAAAAUGAGAUGGAUUCAGUUGAAGAUUUACUCGAAACUAUUGACGAUUUAAUUGAUUCCAAGAUUGAAAGUAAAAUCAAGCGAUUAAACAAAAGAAAAACUUCCAACGAGGAAUGAUAACUAACCGUUCUCGUCUAAAUAUUCACCUUCGACGAUAAUUAUUUAAAUUAAUUUAAUUUAUUUCCAAUUCAAUUUGAUGUUCUUUUCGUUACAGUUUAGAAUCAUGAUUGUAUAUAAAUUUCUUUUCUUAAUUAGAUUAAUCAAAAUUCAUGAUUUGAACAAGCAAA